CUCGAGCAUUUCAUUGCCGCUCAGUCUCAAAUUCAAACGAGGACCACGACCAGUUCACGACAACCACCGCUACCGCCGUUGCAGAUUCUAUUUCGAAAUGGAAAACGUGGACGAACUCUUAUCUUCGUUAAUCUCAGACAUCCAUUCAUACACCGACAAAGACCCUCUUCUCCCAUGGCUUCGCGCGAUCCGAAAGAUAAAGGACACUCUUCCUCCAAAAAUCCUAAAGGAAAAACUACCGGCGUUCUUGCAGAAAUGCGUUCACACCUUCGAGCUCGAUCGACGUUACAGAAACGACAUGCGCUAUAUUCGAGUGUGGCUCCAUCUGAUGGAUUUUGUGAGUGAUCCAAAAACACUGUUGAGUACCAUGGAGGUUAAUCGCAUUGGGACAAAUCGUAGUGAAUUCUACCUAGCGUAUGCUCUUUACUACGAAAAGUGCAAGAAGUACGAUGAAGCAGAGAGAAUGUACCAUGUGGGAGUGAAGAAGCUUGCAGAGCCUCUAGAUAAAUUGCAGAAAUCAUAUGAACAAUUUCUUCAACGCAUGGAGCAGCGAAAAAAUAAUAAGAGAGCCCAGGCUAGUGAUAAAAACUUAAAUACUAAGAAGGAUGAGAGCAAAAAAUUUCGUGGUGAUGACACAGUUGUAGUAAAAUUUGUUGACACUGCCAUGGUUGGAAAGUCUGAAGCAGAAGAUGCAUGUCAUCAUGGAUUGGUGGAUCCUACAAUAAAUAUGAAGGAGGCCAUGAAUGCCAUCAACAGCAUGUUCCGGGAGCCAUUGGAGACUGUUCCAUUAGGCAGGAAAUCUCAUAAAAACCAUUCAAAAGAAAAUCGUAGUACAAAGAACGAGUUUGAGGUUUUUGUUGAUGAAAACUUGGAUCAUGGAAUCAAACCAUCCGGUUCUUUAUCACUUCAGAAAAGGACUGAAGCCAGCCAACCUCACCAAGAACCGCUCCAGAUAUACAUUGAUGGUGAAGAACAUUCUGAGACCAGUAAUACGAAUUUGUCUGAAGGUGGUUCUGCUUCAUCGACUUCGCAAUCAAAUGGCUUUGUUUUUCUCCGCCCCAGGGAUAUUACUUCCGAAAAAUCUAGUGACAUGGAUGCUGACAGCUGUCGUAAUUCAAAGUUCAGAGAGGAUACAGUCGUUUGCAAAUUUGUUGGUUCCACUAUUUUGGAUGAACCAGAGGUGGAAAAUGUUUGCCACCAUGGUUUAGUAGACCCCACCAUCAACUUGAAGGAAGCUAUGGAUGAUAUAAAUAACAUGUUUGGGAAACCAAUAGAUUUUGUUCGAAAAAGAAGAACCACCAAACAGGAGAAAGCACCCCAGAGCAACAGGGGAAAUGACUUUGGUGGGUUUUCAAUCCUUGCUGACGACGACCAUCUGGAACAACAAGUUCCACCACCACCCCCAAAAUUGCCUGGAAAGUCCAAGGAAUGUGAUUUGUUUGAGCCAACUCUCCUCACAAAGGAAGCCAUGGACGAUAUAAACAAAAUGUUUAACACGCCCCUGAAUUUUUAGUAAUAAGGUCAUUUUUUAGUGUCAAUUCUGAUUUCUAAUAUGUAAGCAGAAUUUGAUUCUGUUUGAAGUAUUUGAGUGAAAGGUUUCAGUUGUUGUACUGAUUUUUAUAACUUUUAUGAUACUUUCUAUGCGUAUGGAACUCAAA
Vigna umbellata (rice bean) is the source of this 1658-nucleotide messenger RNA. Lineage: Eukaryota; Viridiplantae; Streptophyta; Magnoliopsida; Fabales; Fabaceae. The record is from RefSeq and is a predicted model, not a curated record.